Messenger RNA from Anopheles bellator, 1854 nucleotides. Its product is annotated as caspase-like. The record is from RefSeq and is a predicted model, not a curated record. Lineage: Eukaryota; Metazoa; Arthropoda; Insecta; Diptera; Culicidae. Gene Ontology annotation, molecular function: cysteine-type endopeptidase activity. Gene Ontology annotation, biological process: proteolysis. The transcript has 3 exons. Bases 201 to 1049 code for a protein of 282 amino acids.
UGGUUCUGUGAUUGCCUCUGAAGUCGAAGACUUUCUGGAUGGAUGAUUCAUAAUUCUCCAUCGUUCGCUGUUUAUUAGUUUUGUUUUUUCGUUUGCUUACGCUCGCGCUGUUAUCGUACUAUUUAUAUUUUCGGGAUAUUCCAUCGCAACCGACCUUGCAUCAGAAAAGUCGCUUUGCCCAUUCAGGCAGCCAAACAACCAUGUUCGGGAAGAGGAAAGACAGCAACGAUGGAAAGCGGAUGCCAUCGGGCUCGUCUCAUGUUCCGUCCGUCGAGAAUGGACCCAGCCGGCCAGCUUACGUCAUCGAGCGAUAUGCCGCAUAUUAUCCCAUGAAUAACCGGCGCCGUGGAAUGGCCCUCAUAUUUUCGCACUACAAGUUCGCUGUUCAGCACCAAAAUCUUCCUGCUCGGGAGGGUAACGAGGUGGACUGUAGGCGGCUGACCGAGACACUGCAGAUGUUCGGCUUCGACGUGCAUAUCUACCGGGACCACAAGCUGGAGGAAAUCAAAGCCGUAACGAGAAAGGUGUCGCAGAUGGAUCACAAGGAUAACGAUUGCUUGCUGGUGGCCGUGCUGACCCACGGCGAAGACGGGGACAUCAUUUUCGCACACGACUGUGCGUACCAGUUUCCCGUCAUCUGGAGCCAGUUCACGGCAGAUAGCUGUCCUUCGCUGGCCGGGAGGCCCAAAAUUUUCCUCAUUCAAGCGUGUCGCGGGACGCACCUGGAAACUGGCGUGAAGGUGCAACGCGAUGGCAUCGCCCGAUACAGCAUCCCGACGCACGCCGAUUUCCUCUUUGCGUACGCCACCAUCCCGGGUUUUAUGGCGUUCCGCAACACGAGCGAUGGCUCGUGGUUCAUCAGCGAACUCUGCAAUGAGAUGCGCGACAAUGGCCUCAAGUACGACUUUCUUACGCUGCUCACAUUCGUCGCCCAGAAGGUUGCCUUCGAGCACGAAUCGGUCUCCAAUCACCAGGAGUUCAAUAUGCGCAAGCAGAUGCCGUGCAUAGUGUCGAUGCUGACGCGGGUGCUUCUGUUUAACUCGGUUUAGUUUAGACGUACCAAGCACCACCACCAGUUGCAUUAGUCAACCAUAUACCAUUUUACCAUUAGCUGUCGGAAAAGUUUUAGUCGUAAGGCCUCAGGUCUCUUGUUUCCUACUCAUAACGCGCUACCUCAUAGUAUGCGCUUUGCGUUGGUAUUGCGCUGCAAAAAUUAUUUAUCGACGUAAGGGUUUAUUUAAUUUAUUUUUCUCAAUUAACCAAAACACUUGCUCUGGUGCUGAUAAUUAUUUAUACACAGAAUUUUGAGACGAACCCAAAUUAUUCCAUUUUAACCAGAACGCAUUUUAGGAAGCUUUAUAAACGUUCCCAGAAUCACAGAUUUAGUAUCGCCGAAACUAUUAAUUUAGUUUGAGUUUUGCAGCAUUUAUUCAUUUGACUCGAACAUCGAGAAAGAACAGAGCAAUCAAAAAAUGAAACAAAAUAAUUUAACCUUUUUUAACAUAUUUAUUAAGAUGUACUACCAAAAACCAGUUCAUUAUUUUCCCGCAAAAUAUUUCUUACGUGUACAGCACAUACAAUCCGAUCUAGGCUCAAAUUGUACGCUUUCGGUGUAACUUGAAACUUGUGUUUUAUUUGCAUAAUCAAGCUAACUUUUAACUAGCAAAAGCUUAGAGUUAAGGAAGCGAGUGUUGAGACUGUCUUCGAAAAGAACAGACACGUUCGUGGUUCUUAGCUAUCGGAAGUUAGAAAAGUGAUAACGGGAUUUGCGAGUCCCAAAAACCUGCAUGUGUUCGUGCAUUUUUAAUCCAGCCAUUCGUCGUUUGUAGGGCUGUUCACUUUACGACUGAAAUA